Molecule: messenger RNA, 759 nt
Organism: Penicillium subrubescens
Lineage: Eukaryota; Fungi; Ascomycota; Eurotiomycetes; Eurotiales; Aspergillaceae
Exons: 2
Coding region: 1-759 (252 amino acids)
Source: RefSeq, a predicted model, not a curated record
AUGGCCGACCAGGAACCUUCCACUCCCAACCCGGACUCCUCUACCUCCACUACCCCAAACAAGCCCAAGCGUGCCCCUCCUAAGCUAGGCAAGAAGUCCCCUGCCAAACAAGAACAGACUCCUCCUCCCUCCGAGCAAGGUCAACAAGAACAAGACCAAGAAGAGUCCGAGAAGCCUCAAGCCGAAGAUACCCCUGAGGAUCAAGACAAGGAGGAAGAUCAACCCGAGCCGCGCAAACAAGAGCCCGACUCAGACGACGAUCAAAAAGAAGAAGACGAGGAUCAGCAAAAGGAAGCUGAACCUGAACCCGAAGCUGAGCCCGAGCCCGAACCUCAACCAAAGGCUCAACCCGAACGCCGCCGCCGCAAAACCCGCCCACCCCAACGCGUCCAAGAUUCAGACGUCGAAUCCAUUCCCCGCAACGACAUGGACGGACAACCCGAGCAACGCCGUCAGCGCACCCGCCGCACCCGCCAGCCCCAGCAGCAACAAGGCCAAGAUGGCGGACCCCUCGGUGGCCUCGGCGGCGUAGACCAGGCCGGCCAACUUGUGCAGAAUACCGCCGGUAAUGCGCUGAAUGGCGUCACUGGGUCCGCUGGAAAGGCCGUUGGAGGCAUUUUGGGCGGUGGACAGAAGGAGGAGAAAGAGGAUGGUGGUCGUGAUGAGCAGUUGCGGUUGAGACUGGAUUUGAAUCUGGAUAUUGAGAUUCAAUUGAAGGCGAAGAUUCAUGGUGAUUUGACGCUGGGCUUGUUAAAUUAA